Gambusia affinis (western mosquitofish) is the source of this 6608-nucleotide messenger RNA. RefSeq names its product gamma-aminobutyric acid receptor subunit pi (gene gabrzb). The record is from RefSeq and is a predicted model, not a curated record. The coding region runs from base 427 to 1809 and encodes 460 amino acids. Gene Ontology annotation, molecular function: GABA-A receptor activity; neurotransmitter receptor activity; extracellular ligand-gated monoatomic ion channel activity. Gene Ontology annotation, cellular component: neuron projection; GABA-A receptor complex; synapse. Lineage: Eukaryota; Metazoa; Chordata; Actinopteri; Cyprinodontiformes; Poeciliidae. Gene Ontology annotation, biological process: regulation of membrane potential; monoatomic ion transmembrane transport; chemical synaptic transmission. The transcript is spliced from 10 exons.
ACAGGGGUUUAGUGGUGACAUAACAUCAGUUUCAUACCAUUCGGAGGGCGUAGAAAAAGUGAAAGCAUCAUGUGUUUUGGAAUCCAACACAUGCGGAUUUGGAGACUCCAAAUCAGCUUCGACUACUUGGCGUGCGUCAUUGCGCAGCGGCGCGUCCAGCCCACGGUGGUUAACGGGAAUCUGCUGACAGAGCACAACCAGUUGUUUGUGCAGGCAUAUGUUUGCGCGGAUCAGCAGGUGCUACCUUAGAAAAAAGAUUAAAUACGUGUAUGGAAGUGGAGAUUUCACCCGUGGCGAAUUGAGGGAGAACUCUUUCAUCGAAGGACUCUAAUUUCCAGGAUGCGCUGACGGACGCGUGUGUGACAUGAUCGUGGCGAUAGAUCGAAUCAGAUAAAUUCAACCAGGCGUCUUCCCUCCUUUGCAGCCAUGGCUCACUCCGUGUCUGGAGGGACUGUGCUCACCAUCCUCCUCAUUAGCAGGUUGUUAGAAAACUCGCUGCUCAACGCAGAAGUGAAGGAAGGAGAGAUUCUGCCUCCUACCAUUCAGAAGCUGAUGAAAGGAUACAACAAGUAUCUCAGGCCUUUCUUUGACGAUGGUCCUGUGACGGUGGGCAUGAGUUUGGACAUCGCUAGCAUUGACACCAUUUCUGAGAUUAACAUGGACUACACGGCCACCAUAUUUCUCCGCCAGCGCUGGACGGAUGAGCGCUUGGUGUUUGAGGGCAACAAGAGCCUGAGCCUCGACGGCCGCCUUGUGGAGCUUCUCUGGGUGCCAGACACUUUUAUUGUUGACUCCAAAAAAUCCUUCCUGCAUGAUAUCACGGUGGAGAACAGACUGAUCCGUAUCUUCCCCAAUGGGACCGUCCUUUAUGCUCUGAGGAUCACCACUACUGUGGCAUGUAACAUGGAUCUGACGAAGUACCCCAUGGACAAGCAGACCUGCACGUUACAACUAGAGAGCUGGGGCUACAACAUCAACGACGUCAUGUUUUACUGGACCCGAGGAAAUGAGUCUGUCAGUGGCUUAGACACCCUCCAACUGGCUCAGUACACCGUAGAGGACCACUACACAUCUGUCUCAGAAGCUGUCUAUGAAACAGGCCAUUACCCGAGGCUGGUUUUCCACUUCGAGCUGAAAAGGAGCAUUCUGUAUUUCAUCCUGGAAACUUAUGUCCCCUCAAGCUUGCUGGUGGUCCUGUCGUGGGUGUCCUUCUGGAUUUCCUUAUCCUCUGUUCCAGCUCGAAUUUGCAUAGGAGUGACCACAGUCCUGACUAUGACCACCCUGAUGAUGGGAGCCCGGACAUCGCUGCCCAAUGCCAACUGCUUCAUCAAGGCCAUUGAUGUCUACUUGGGAAUCUGCUUUAGCUUCAUCUUUGGAGCUCUUAUUGAGUACGCCGUGGCUCACUUCUGCACUCUAACUCAUGCUGAUGCUCACAUGUUGAUGUACCGCCACCACAUGCACGACAUGGACGACGAUAUGAACGGCAUUGUCACCACCAUUUCCACGCACUCCAACAGAGCCAAGAGACGCAAGGAGCCCGUCGUCACUUCGCCGCCGGCUCCUGCCUCGGCAGAACUCAGCGUCACCCCCUCCAGUCCUUCAGGCAGUGAGCCAAAGCCUGAAGUGUCCCCUCCAGAACCCACCAACUGGUGCCUCACCACUCUUGCCACACUACGUAAAAUCCUCCGCUUUAUAAGCUGCUGUCACAUCGAGAAUCCCCACCACAUAGACAACUACUCCAGAGUUACCUUCCCCCUUUCUUUUGUCUUUGUCAACCUGCUCUACUGGACAUAUUAUCUGUACUUCUAGUAUUGGCUUUAGAGCGGCAGUGUGUCUCUGAGAGUGUAAGGCAAAGACUGUAUGUAGACAAGAAGUGUAUUUUACUGUAUGUAUGUACAGAAAGCAUUGACAAGGUGUGUUCUGAGAUGGGUUUAUACCGUUUCUACAUUUGGUUUCAUAAGCAAAGUAGCAAACGCAAAUGAGACCAUUGUUUUUAUUUAUCUAUUUAUUUAUUUGGUUAUUUAUUUAAAAAAGGUAGAAUUGCAGCUUCAUUUUGAACAGUGAAACAGGUGCAUCUCAAUAAAUUAGAAUAUUAUUGAUAGUUGAAAUAGCAGUCCGGUGAAAGGUUUCCCCAUUUUUACAAUAUAAAUGCUCAAUAAUUGGUUGCUGCUCUUUUGAAUGAACUGCUGGAUCAGUGUGGCACGGCUUAAUGACGUCCUUUAACUACUCUGAUUGUUGGCUCUGGUGUCGUUUGUCCUCUUCUUGACAAUGCUUCGUAGAUUCUGUAGUAGGAUUACGUUAGGAUAGUUUGCUGAAAAUCUAAAUAAGGAUCUCUACAUUGUUUGUCAACAGAGGGAAGCAGAAAGUGCUCUAAAUGUUGAUUGUUGUUCUGACGGCUUGCUAAACACGGUGGAACAACACCGGCAGAUGCUAUUUUUUCCAAAAUCAGUGAAAUUUCCACAGUCAGUUUUAAGAAGAGCUCCACUUAAAAAAGCCUGCACCUUUGCUUUUUUCCUUCCACACAACUUUCCAGUAAUAUGCUAAGAAACAAAACUCAACCAACUCGAUAAUAACAAAUUAGAAGUCUUUGCCUUGAUUUUCAAGGCUGAUAUUUUUUAGAUUCUAGCUGUUUUCUGUAAUUGGUCUGAUGUAAUAUUCAAAUCUGUGGGAAAUUAAAUCUGGAGUUUUCAUUAGCUGUAGUCAAAAUGAACGGAAAUGACUACAAAAUGCACCACUGCAUGUAGUAACAUUAUAUUACGUACUGAUUUUUAAUGAUAUUUUAAUUUACUUAGAUUCACCUGUAUACUUGUCAUUCCUGUUUUUCAAAAUAAAUCAGUUAUUUUGCAAAAAAGAAACAACCAGCUUUACUCAGAGAACGUAAGGUCUGAACAGUUUUACCAAUCGAAAAGCAGGAAAAGGCUAUUGCAUUCUUUCUACUUGAGAUAUAUUCAUUUCAGAAUGGAGCUGUGAUUUAAGGCUUUGUGACAGAUUUCACAAGGGCUGUUAUGUGAGAGCAAAUUCCCACAGCACUUUGAUUUUCUGCUGUGACGGACUGAUCAUCGAUAUUUUAUAACUUCAUCUUCUUUCUGCAACAUUUAGGAGGAAGUAGAGGAAAAAAACCGAUGGUAGUUGUGAGGUGAAAAUGACCCAUCAUAGUGUGUUAAAAAGACAAAAACUCCAGACCUUUCUCCAAAUGGAUGAUCGCUCCUGCCAGAGCUGGAAAAAUCUUUUUCUCUGUCACUCUGUGAGUUGCAGUGAAGUUCUGUUUGCUUGCAUUUUUUUGUUUUUUUUAUUGAGAAUAUGAAUAUAUAUAGUGGCCUUUAAUCAUUUAUAAACCAAUUUUAUUACACUAAUCAUCAUACGAGUCUGAAGCCCCCUGUGUUCACUCCCUUUUAAGAAAUUGCACAUUGUGAAUUUUAUGAACACAGUACACAAAACAUAAAAAGAAUCUGUAAGAAAUGGUGCAUCCUAAAAUACCAGAAGGAUAAAGAAAUUAUGCGGCGUAAAUGGUGAAUAAAAAAGACACCAACUUCAUAUACAAGUGAAAUGGGAUUUUUCUGGAUUUUUUUUAGAUUUUGUCUCUCACCGUUCAGACCUCUCCAUUCUUUGAAAGUGGAAAAACUUUAGAAAAUGGAGUUGUCUCAAAUACCUUCCCUCCCCUGUAUAUAUCAAACCAUUUCCGAAGUAGCAGCUAAUUAUCAAAAAUGGGGUUUUUUUAGGGAUAUUUAGUUAUCAUAGAACAUAUUAUUGUCAAUACUGCCUGCUCAUGUGAUGCUGUGGUAAAUUACAAUCUUGUCUCCUGAGACUCGCCUUAAAUUGACCUAAAUUUCCCCACUGAGGGGGAAAAGGAAACAUUAUUCUCUUCUUAAUCAAUUCUGUGGAAUGAAAUAAACCUGACAAAGACAGAAAAACUAAACGUUAUCACCAUAUCAUAAACUUUGGAUGUAGAUAGUUAAGCUUUUACUAAUUCACGCUGUGGUGUCAAUGUCCACAGAGUGGGGGUAACAGAUUAGACAUGUGGAUGUGCAGGACUGCCACACUUAAAGUACAGUGAGAUGGUGAGUGAUACAUUAUUCAUGCAGUAUUUGUCUCUGUGGCUUUAGCAAUUGUUUCUCGCUGGGCUUUUGUAAAAACAUAAAGUAGUAGCCAGACUUUGUGGAAUGGGAAUGAAAUGGCCAAAAUAAAUAAAGAGGAUGGAAGCCUGUGUGCAGUGUGAACAACAAAAACAAAGCAGCAUGGCAUUUCUUGGUUUUCAUGAUUCAACUUUUACAAAGAAGGGAGAAAUCCCAUCCUAGUAAAUGCUAACAUAACCAGGAUGGGGCAGCAAGUGGCUAUAAUGUCUUUAUUACAUUUUAAAAGCCAUAAAAAGCAUUCUAAGUGUAGCCAGUGAUUGUGUUUUUGUAGCAACUUCACAGAAAAAAACCAAUAGGAAACCACUGUGUCCACUGAACACACAUUGAAGUGUAACGGUGACAGGGUCAGAACAAAAUAUAGAACAAAAGUACAUCCUUCAGGCAAAACAUUUUAAUGACUGUGUGCCCACAGUUGAUGUGUUGCAAAGAGGAAAUGGGCAAACAUUAGGAUUUGAGUUUAUAGUGGCCUUGUGACUGGGUCAGACCAUCCAACAUCCCAGUCUGACGUGGUCAGUCUCUAUUUAAAGUGGUCCAAGGAACGAGAAGAUGUGACUCUGUGACAGGGUCAUUUAUGUACAGCCUGUCCUCUGGAUAGACUGGAUCUAUCCAACAGAAAAGCCACUGCUGACCAAAUGGCAGAUUAAUAUAUAUGUUAUAUAUAUUACGGCCAAUACUAGUUCUGAUAGAAGGGGGCAGAAAUAACCAACAAUCGGAUGAAUUAAAUUCUCUUUCACAAUCCAUGAAUGGUCAGGUGAGCGUGAGUUGGCUAUCUGGGGAACACAAAGCACCAGGAAGCGCUACGAAGAGAAGGCAAGUCGCAUUAGCAUGAUAAUGACAAUGUUCUGCUGCAAAAUGUCUUUGCAGAUGUUACUUUGACUUUGACGCCACCUACCCAAGCAUUGUUAUAGAUCAUGUACACCCAUUUAUGGAAGCAGUGCAGUUGUCUGAAUGUACCUUCAUCGUUUGAGGAACACAACAACGUGUUUGAGGUGUUGACUUGGCCUUCAAAUCUUCCAAAUCUAAAUCCAUUGGACUAAUAUGAAUUCAUAAAGUUGCAGCUAACAGAACUUAGAGGACAUGCUUCUAACAUUUUACAAGAUGCUGCAGCACACCUUCAGCGUUGUAGAGGAGCCUAAGCCUCAAGGAGUCAACAAAAGGGGAACCAGUCCAGUAUUUGGCUGGUGAUCACAAUGAUAUGCUCGACCUUGUUCUCUUUGAAAGAAGAACAACUUUAUAAUUCUGUUAGGGAGCAUAAAAUACACUAUUUUUUAUGUUUUAACUUUGUCGACUUUUGAAUUUAUCUUUGGGCUUUCAGUUUUCCCUCUGGCUAAGUUAUAAUGUGGUGACCUCCACCACAUUAUAAUCUGGACAGCAGGUGUAAAAAUAUAAUAUACCCGAUUUCAGAAUGCCUUGGUUUGUUUGCUCGCAGGGAUUUGAGCCAAAGAAGAUGCUUUCAUUAUUGUUAGUUUUCCCUUUAGUGUCAAAUGCUUAAAGUGCUUUGCUGAAAAGAAUCUACCAUGAUUGUUUCUGUCACUAGAGAAUACAUAAACUGCAUGUUGUAGGCGAGCAGAUGAAAACAACAACACUCAGACAACAGGAUUUAGUUGAACUAAAGAGAUGCAUGUUUAUUUAUUGCCGUUUACUCAAUAUUACUGUGAAAAACUCAAAGUUGGUGAACUAAAACCGCAGUUAAUUUUUAAAGACCUAAUUUUGGGUUUGUCAAGGAGAGCUAAACUGUCAAUGUACAGUAAUGACCUGCUUUAGCUCCAAGGGUUUAUAUCUGUUUCUUUGUCUGCCGUCUACAGACAAACAUUUCAAUUAUCUCUUUUGCCUGAUAUUUUAUGAAAAAUAGGAUUUUUUAGUUUGUAUUUUCCUUUCUGCAUGGUUUUAGGUGUACCUUUUUUCCUUCUACGUUCUUUUAUUUUGUCUAACGUACAGAAUUGGUCACUGUAAAAAGCUAAUUGUGAGGACUGGGUUAGUAGAAAGCUCAUUGCCAAACAUGAGAUUUAAAAUUUAGAAAAUUAAAAUUUUCAGACCCUUCCACCAAACUGUGAGUGACAUCUUCUCUGUGGAUGUUGGAAAACAUUUACUUUUUAUAUUUGAUAUCAUUAUUAUUACUUUGCUAAGCUUGUUAAGCUUAACAUAUGCAUGUAAAUGUGGAGCCAAAGAGCCACAACACAGAGAACACCGAUCCCAUGUCGCAGCAGACCCAGUCAUAUUUUAAAAACACACUGAAUGAACAUUGUUUUGGACGGACACGACGCUGAAGGACGUCAGUGGAGGGAUAUAUUUAAAGGAAAAUGGAAAAUAGAGACCUUUCAUCCCCCAGUGUGGGGGAACCUGUCAGUUAUUAACUACCAACUGAGAGAACAACUUUACUUUACGGAACAUUUUCUUGUCAAAUGUAUUUAUACACAGUAGUAACAUCCAGUUGCUUUAUCUACUGUAAAUAAACAAUAUCACUAUGCAUGUUUA